Molecule: messenger RNA, 1659 nt
Organism: Mucor mucedo
Lineage: Eukaryota; Fungi; Mucoromycota; Mucoromycetes; Mucorales; Mucoraceae
Product: P-loop containing nucleoside triphosphate hydrolase protein
Exons: 2
Coding region: 406-1659 (417 amino acids)
Molecular function (GO): ATP binding; RNA binding; RNA helicase activity
Source: RefSeq, a predicted model, not a curated record
AGAUGGUAAAAAAAUUUUUUUUUUUUUUGGGAGAAAGUAAAAAUAUAAAAGAAAUAAAAAAGCUGUACUAUUAUUUUCUUUUCUUCAUUCAUUCAACAUAAGGCAAGUAUUCAUUUUAUAAAUAAUAUUGAGAGAAGGAAAAGAAAGAGGGAGGAUUAUCUUACAAAGAUGAAGAAAACAGACCUGUUCUGCACUCUUACUGAAGAUAAAACAUUGCCUUAGCUGAAAGAUAUAUUCUCUUUUUUUCUUUUUUUCUUUUUAAAAGAUUUAUGUUUCGAACAUUUUUUUCCUAACCUAUUUUUCUUUUUUUUUAACAGAUUUUUUCUUAUGGGCUUCUUUAAAACUUUCUUUCUAUAAAAAUUAAAUAAAAAAAAUUAUAAUAUAUCUUUCUUUCUUCAUUUACCAAUGUUUGUUCGUUCGUCUUUAAAAGUUAAAAGAUGUUACUCUACCUUUGAGAAACUCGGGAUAUCUUCUGCUACAUGUCAGAAAUUAAGUUCCAAGUUUAAUGUCACACAACCCACCCAUGCGCAAGAACAAUUCAUACCUGUCCUCGUCAAAGGCUUCCAAGAUCUCUUGUUACGAGAUCGUACGGGCACAGGCAAGACCUUUGGCACUACACUCACACUGGCUUCUCUCAUCCCCUCUACCCCUUCUAAAAGUAUUCAAUCACUCUACAUUGUCCCCAAUCAAGAACUGGCUUACCAGAUCGGAUCUUGGCUUUCUCAAUUAACUCCUCAUGCCAGUCAUCAAGUCUUUGCCAACUCGGAUCAGGUCGAACUCACACAGAUCCCUCAUACCGUAGUAGGUACCCCUGCGCGUAUCCUCGAUCUCGUCAGUCAAGGCAAGUUACCCUUACACGGACUACAGCGACUCGUACUAGAUGAAGCCGAUCAAGCCUUGUCCUUGCCUAAACGCUAUGCCACCGUUCGUCAGCAACAGCAGCGUGCCUCUCAUCCUAAACCCGCUGAACUUUUACUGGAUGCUUUAAGCCGCUUGAAUAAACAAACUGUGAUUUCUUCCGCUACCUUGAACCGACCUUUACGUUAUUUCCUAAGCCAAAAGGAGUGGGUGCAUGAUCCUUUAUUUGUGGACUUGGCUGGUGGAUCUGGACUGAACGAGGAACGCAACUCAACGGUGCAGCAUUACUGUCUAGUCAUAUCCGAGGACAGUAUCCGUAAUGUGCGCGAGAAGGACGCCAUUGUGAGCAAAGAGUCGCAGGUAGAUUUUGGUGACGACGAUGAUCGUAUGAUGGAAAGUGUUGCGGUGUUACAGGAACUGGAGCAUGUGCGCGACGGUAUUUUAUUUAUUGGCCAUGGCGUGAGUGUGAAUACGGUCAAGACGAAAUUAGCAGGACAUGGAGUGGAAGCAGCAGAUAUCAAGGAUUACCGACGUGGGGAAAACAAGUUGUGGAUCGCUACGGAAUUCACAGCGCGUGGUGUGGAUAUUCCCGGUGUAUCGCAUGUGUUUAUCUUGGGAAAACCUGUUUCGGUGACAUCGUAUUUGCAUAUGGCGGGUAGAACAGGACGUCUUAGUCCACAAGGGUUUGCUAGUGGAAAAGUCAUUAAUUUAGUAAGGGAACAUGGUUGGACAGAGUCUAAAAUGGUGAGCAUGUAUGAUCUCUUGGACAUUCCUGUCCAAAACUAUCAGCAUGUCGAGUAG